AUGUAUACAGAAACGCAACUUCGACAACUUAAAAUACCUGACCUAAAGGAAAUAUUGUCUAAGGAAAGCUUACCAGUUUCUGGCAAAAAGGAAGAGUUGAUAUCCAGAAUUUUGGCGGCUGAGAAUAAAAAAACAGAGGAGGCUUUGAAACAAACCAGUAAUAUGGAUAUUAGUAAUGUCAUUAACAACGACACCGAUCCGAAGAAUGACGAUGUAGAUAUAUUUGAUAAGGAUCUACUAAAUUCGCCAAAUGACCUCACAACAGGGCUUGAUAAUUUUGAUUGGGAAAAAUUCACUACCGAUGACAUUGAUGCCUUGUCCAAAGAUAACACAUUUGAUUCGCUUAUUUCUCCUACUUCCCCUUCACAUUCUACCAAUUCCAAUAAAGAUAAUACUCAAGAAAAAGUAAAAUCUGAUGUGCUCAAAGAUGAUCAAUCUCAAACAGUGAAAUCGGACGAUACCAAAAAAACUUCAAUUAAAGAUGAUACAAACACAGAAGUUUCUAAGUCUGACGUUCUCAUUAAGCCGUCAGGGUUCACAUGCAAAAAGAUUGUAUUUGACGAACCGACAUCACCGAUUAGUAAGAGCCAAUCGGACUUAAAUGUAGAAAUUGAAAGGCGAAAGAAACGUGCAGAGCGCUUUGGAACGCAAUUAUCAGAAGCAGAUAAAAAGCUUCAAAGGGCUGCAAGGUUUGGUGUUGAAGUCACUAGUCCUAUUGAUUCUCCUCUCAAAGCAUCCCUACCUCUUCCUACCCGAAAAUUAUCUACUACUUCAGUUGAUAAUGAUGAAAAACUGAGAAAACGGGCAGAAAAAUUUGGUCUCGACAAGACAAAAAAUGAAACACCUACUAAUAUAAUGGCUACAUCAAAUUCUUUAAGUGAGGAAGAGAAGAAAAAGAAGAGAGCUGAAAAAUUUGGUUUGGUGACCACACCUUCACCAGUAUCAACUGGCAGUUCCAAUGUAACUAAUAUUGCAACAUCCACCUCAUCUUCACUAUCUACGCUUAGCGAAGAGGAGAAAAAGAAAAGAAGGGCCGAGAAAUUUAGCACUGAUGUGUCAAAUGGUGAGCCGUCGAGUAAAAAAGUAAAAGCUUAG
Molecule: messenger RNA, 1095 nt
Organism: Cetraspora pellucida
Lineage: Eukaryota; Fungi; Glomeromycota; Glomeromycetes; Diversisporales; Gigasporaceae
Source: the annotation of a GenBank genome assembly